AUGGUGCUGACAGUGGUACGGGAUAACCUCUUUGAAGAAGAUGAUGACAAACUGGCUCCUGCUUAUGAACAGGAGCAAUUGGACACAGAUGUCGAUCACUUGAUGAAAAAGAAAAUGGAAGAGCAGUUGAAAGCGGAGAUCAAAAACAGUCUGGGGGCAACCGAGAUAUUAUUGGAUGAGAAGUUAGGAAGUGUCCAAACACAGUUAGAAGCCUUGCUACAAAAUCCCCUCUCGGGUCUGGAAACACAGAUUAAACAGCUGACUAAUCAGUUGUCCUCCAUUGAUCAAAAAGUUUCCCAGGAAAUAGAAAAAAAGCUCCAAACUAUACACAACAUGCAGUUUGCCAGCAGAAAUGAGCUGCAGCAAUGGAAAGAUUGCACAGAGAAGAAACUUUCAACUUCACAGCCCACUCUGGAGAAGAAAUUAGAACAGCUAGAGAAUCCAGAAAUGGAAAAACUAAGAAUUGAAUUAGAUUGGAGAAGGGCUCGCAACAAUGCAGAUGACAUCACUCUUGAUGCAGACACAGCCCACCCCAACCUCUGCAUUUUUGGGAAUAAGAAGAAUUUGAAACUUGAAGCCCAACCUGAAAAAGUUCCAUCAAACCCAGGGAGGUUUGAUUCGACUGUGUGUGUGUUGGGCUUUGAAGGAUUCUCCUCUGGAAAGCACUACUGGGAGGUGGAUAUUGGGAGCAGCACUGACUGGGACCUGGGGGUGGCCAGGAAAUCAAUACAGAGAAAAGGAAAACUUUCCCUGUCUGCUAAAGAGGGAUUCUGGGCUCUAAGUCAGAGUGGGAGAGAUUAUUGGGCAAAAACAGAUCCAUGGACCCGGGUCCUGGUGCAGAAAAAGCCCAAGAAAAUUGGAGUUUACCUUAGUUACCAAGAGGGGCAGGUGACCUUUUUCAAUGUAGCUGACAUGUCUGUCUUGUUCACAUUUAAUGAUUGUUCAUUCUCAGACGAGGUUUAUCCGUUCUUUAAGAAUUCUCACAAAGAAACAACAAUGAGAAUUUGUUCUAUAAAAGAAGAUUAA
Molecule: messenger RNA, 1026 nt
Organism: Mauremys reevesii (Reeves's turtle)
Lineage: Eukaryota; Metazoa; Chordata; Testudines; Geoemydidae
Product: butyrophilin subfamily 1 member A1-like
Exons: 5
Coding region: 1-1026 (341 amino acids)
Molecular function (GO): protein binding
Source: RefSeq, a predicted model, not a curated record